Messenger RNA from Chironomus riparius, 1368 nucleotides. The record is from the annotation of a GenBank genome assembly. Lineage: Eukaryota; Metazoa; Arthropoda; Insecta; Diptera; Chironomidae.
CGCUUAAUGAAAGGUUUCAUUUUUAUUUUAUUUUCGAUGCGUAAACGUAAAUUAAUUUAUUUCUUACGAAAAGUUGCAUUUUAACAAUGCAAAAAGUGCCACAGGGUAAUGGGCCAAUGAAAUUAUCCGGAAACAUCAUCUUAACCGCUACAAAACCACCAGUAUCAAAUAUCCCGAAACACAAGCCAUUAAACAACUUUCAACAGACACUACCAAGAUACAAUCCACCACCAAAUCCGUUAAAUAGUAAUAAUCUGCCAAGACGUAUACAAGGAAGAUAUUCAACAGGAACUGCGACGUCAUUAAUUACAUCGCCUGGAACUCAUCAAACACCACUUGCAUCGCCAGCAUUAUCUACAACGUCAACAGCUAUUUCAGCGCCUGAAAAUUCACAAAAAUCUCAUUUACAAUAUCCUUCCAGACUUAGAACAGACAUGCUUAAAUUUCAAGUUAGAAAAUCAGAAACAGAAUCAAAUAAUACAAAUACACCGCCAUCUGCGACAUCGCAUACAUCAACAAAUGCUCAGAUCCAGAGCUUAAUUGGUGAAUUACGUGCCUUAAAAGAAGCUAACGCUCGUUUAAUAGACGACAAUCAAGAAUUACGUGAUCUCUGCUGCUUCCUUGAUGAUGAUCGACAAAAAGGACGAAAGUUAGCGAGAGAAUGGAAUCGCUUUGGAAAAUAUACAGCAUCCGUUAUGCGAUCAGAGGUCCAAUCAUAUCAAAAUAAGCUUCGGCAGCUUGACGAGAAGCAGCAGGAGCUUAUAAGAGAUAAUUUAGAAUUGAAAGAGUUGUGCCUUUAUCUUGAUGAGGAACGAUCAAGGAUGAGUACGUUAUGUGCCAGCUGUGGAGCAACUACGACACUUAUGAGAGAUGAUGGUGAUGGAUCUAGUUCCGAUGAGCACAUCACACGAUAUCUCCCGGAAUACAAUGUACGGCCAUCAGCUGGAACCUCAGAAAGCCGAACGACAACAGCAGAUCAAACACUUAAUUAUGUGAGAAGUUUGGAACAAAAAAUUCGUGAGCUUGAACAAGAAAAAUCACAGCCUGAGACACAAUUACAUAAACGGCCAGAAGCUAUAAUCAAAUCACUUCAGUUACUUGAAAUCAGAGAGCAGCUGGAACGAGCGAAUAACUCAAAUGAGCCGCUCGUUCGCGAGAUGUACAACAAAGUUUUAAAGAAGCUCGAAGACACAUCACAUGAUAAUUGAAAAUUAUUAUUAUUAUAUUAAUCGUAUUUAAUUAAGUUAAACUUGUUCUUCCCUUAUAUCCUAUUUAAUCCACAACUAGCAUCUCAUCUCAUCUAUCCAUUCCUAACAAAUCCUCAAAAUGUAUUUCUUCAAGUGUCAAAAAUAAGGAAUUAAUUGAAAG